Molecule: messenger RNA, 717 nt
Organism: Saccharomycopsis crataegensis
Lineage: Eukaryota; Fungi; Ascomycota; Saccharomycetes; Ascoideales; Saccharomycopsidaceae
Exons: 2
Coding region: 1-717 (238 amino acids)
Source: RefSeq, a predicted model, not a curated record
AUGACCCUGUCGAAUACUAUUGACGAAAUCAUCCGUCAAAUGAUUCAGAAGAGGUCAACAAAUCAGAAGAGAUCGGCGAAUCAGAGUGGGUCAACUGAGACUAGAAAAUGUGAUAGAUGUUACUCUUGGAAACCAAUUAACAGAUUUGGUCUAUUUCAAAGUGUAUGUAAUAGGCCUCAUCCUAUAGCUGAUUGGAAUGAUUUUCUCACCAAAGUUCGAUUGAACAGAUCGUGUAAUUCAGAUAUUCUAUUCAAGGGAGAAAUAUCUCACCUUCCAAAUGGGUUGAAUAAUAACACUCAACCAGACAAAGGAGUUAAUACACAACAUGUUGACCCUAUUUUGCCUUCUGAACGACUACAGACUAUUUUUGCUGGAACCAAUGAAGAUGGCUCUGGAACCAUGUAUGUCAACCAUUCCAGUGAUUCGCUCACGGCUGAGCCCCCAGAAACAGCGUCAUCAAAUCGAAUAUCAAAUCAACAGCAACUACCAAUACUGAAUAUAUUAAAGGAAGAAAUAAUUAGACCUAUUGAGGAAUCAACUGGCUAUAGGUGGGUCUAUGCUUCAACCAGUUCAGGGAAUGGAAGCUAUGCUUCCAAGAUGCAAGAUUUGUCUCUGAGUAUAAAGGCAAACUCAAAAAACGAAUCAAUUACCAUAAAAAAGAAAAAGAAUAUUAACAUUAUAUCAUAUAUUGUAGAUGGUACUAAGAUUACCUAUUAA